AAGUCCACCGAUGGCUACACAACACAGACAACCACACACGUAAAUGUCAUGCUCGUGAGCAAGAAAAAACUAACAAAUUCUACUGACUUUCAAUGCCAAAAAUUGUUUAAUUAUUCUCAUUCAAAUAAUCGGGACAGAAACUACUUCCUCGUGACGAUAGUUCCGGGCAAUAAAUUGGAAUUAGAAAUAGUGUAUAAUCCCUCCCUAUCCUCAUCGUUGUUCAUAGAAUGAAAAAUAAACAAAGCUGAAGUUAAUCAACAAUAAUGGCUGCGUUAAUGAAAAAACGAGUGCUGGCAGAAUUCAGUCAGAAUCAGACAACAACCCUAGAACCCCCCUUGAAGCGUCUCCGAACUCUUCGUCUCACAACAGGUAAGGCCUCGACGUCAACAGCCGAUGGAAGUUCGGCCCUAGCUUAUGUAGAGUGCCUGGAGAAGUGUAAGGGUGGAAAUGAUGCCCUCCAACUUCUCGUUCGUCUCUCGGACACCCUCUCGGGCAUGUCCUCGGACGACGUACCCGUGACUGUAACGAAACUCGUCGAGAGGUUUCACCUGGAGACAGAGGCCCCAGUGCGCGCCAAAAUCUUGUGGGUCCUGUCUGAAUUGGGCCAAGUGACAACAGAUCCCGCGGUGAAGAAUAUUAUAAUUGACGAGACUGCCCGCCUGCUGAGGUCCGAGGAGUCUCACAGGGUUAAGAGUCAAGGGCUCUCGACUCUCCUUAAAUUGGGGGACUUCAACAAAAGUGGAGUCAUCAAAAUUGCUCGGGAGCAUCUCCAGGACACCUGGCAUGGGGUUCAGACACGUUGUCUCACAAUCAUUGGACGAUUUCUACAUCCGACAUCAUCGGACGACACUCUGACCCUCGUCGGGAAUUACGCGAGGUCUCAGGACCCCAGGGUUCGUGCAACAGCUUUUGAAACUAUGGCUGAAAUUCAGACACAACGAAACUGCAAACUUCCUCCGAAUUUUUUCACUGAAGUGUGCACAGCACUUCGGGAUGACUAUGAAAUCGUUAGGAGAGCCGUUCUCAAGCUCAUUUGGAUACUGGGAAAUGAAUAUCCUGAUCAUGUCGUCGCUGGACAAGAUGGUGAGGACAUCAGGAUGAUAGACUGCGCUUUUUCCAAGAUAUGUGAACUUAUGGGAGAUCUUUCUCCCAGGGUUAGGGCGUCCGCAAUGUCUCUGAUGGGGUCAAUGAAAGGUGUGACUCAAAGAUACAUUGAGCAAGCCCUCGACAAGAAACAGAAACGCGUAGAAGACGAGGGUUCGGAAAUCGAGGAGCGGAGUGCAGCAUGUGGUGCUUUCAUCCAUGGCCUUGAGGAUGAGUUCCUCGAGGUGAGAACAGCAGCUGUAGAGGCCCUCUGUACCCUGUCCCUGGAGCAACCAGGUAUCUCCAGGAUAACCCUGGACUUUAUGGUGGACAUGUUCAACGAUGAAAUUCAGGACGUCAGGAUAAGAGCAAUCGAGUCCCUGAGAAAAAUGUCAGCAAACGUGACUCUCCAAGAGGAUCAGUUGGAAACGAUUCUCUGUGCACUGGAAGAUUUCUCCGAUGAAGUCAGGGAGGGUUUACACGCCACCCUGGCAGCGAGCAGAUUAGCCACGACCAAUUGCCUCCACAUGUGUGUGAAUCGCCUCGUUGAUAAUUUGGCACGUUAUCCCCAAGAUAAGGACAGUAUCAGAAGCUGUUUGGCAGCCUUAGGAGCAUCCCAUCCUUACUUGACACUUCCUCUGGUGCCAGAACUCCUGGGGAUACAUCCGUUCUUUGACACCCCAGAGCCUGACGUGGAUGAGCCAUCGUAUGCUAGUCUUUUAGUUCUCGUAUUCAAUGCAGCAUUGCAUUGCCCUAGCAUGCACGCCUUCUUCUCUGAACACGCAGACAAGCACUAUCAUUACCUGAGGGACACAAUGCCCCACCUGGUACCGAAGUUGAAGCCAGCACUGGUGAAAGCCCCUGGCACACCUGGACACGAUCAAGAGACACCGAACGAGGAAGCCAAAGAUAAAAAGGGACGAGAGUUCUUCGAGAGAAUGGCGACUGGAAUCGAAAAUUCCAGACCUGGGGGUAAAGUCUACAUCCAAUUACUGGAGGCUGCUGCUGUUGAUCUUGAUAGAGUUGCUGAGAUUGACAGCAGAAUGGAAGGAGCUGCACACUUCACAUCGUUGUACGUCAGAUCCCUCUUGCUUCUGAGAUCUGUCAUCAAAGAGACAGUUACCGAAGCCCCUGUGGACAUGAAUUCCUCGAAUUCCUCGUCCAACAGUAACCUGGCAACUCUACUUAAGUACACCCAGCAGUUGCAGAGACUCUUCACUGGUCUCGAUGAGACAGAUGUGACCCUGGCAACUGAUGUAUGGCUGAAAGCCCUUGCUGUUGAGUUGAUUAGAGUGACUAAAAGAGCAACCGGAAGUGCUCUGCCUCUGGCCAAGCACUUUCUCUCUGAAGCUGAUGGGCUACCUCAGGACACUUCGAGGCUUCCACCAUUCUCCAGGCAAUUGGUCAUGGAGAUUCCCUCGUUGGGAGAGGCCAAACCUGGAAGCCUCUCCAGACUUCUUCUUCCUCUGUUGACGACCCCUCCUCUGAGGGGUGAAGAGAGACUCCCCAGGCCCUCCGCCAGAAUAAAAAUGUGUCGUGCUGUUAUUGAAGAACCCAAGCCGAAUGGUGACGCUGCUUUCAAAUUCACUGGGGGAUUACUUCUUGGAAUUCCCCUGACAGCGAAGAUCCUCAAUUUGAGAGAUCCCAGCGCCGUGAGGAUUAAACUUAGGCAUCCUGAUCAACAGGUGCAACUACUACUACCUUGCAAGGCUGAUCUCAAACUCCAGAACCCUGAGGAGGGUGAUUACAGGCUGAGAACUACUGUUUUACUGUCACAUCAGGUGUGGAUGGAGGCUUGUGACGUAGAAAUUUCUAUUGCACUUGCUGCACCCUCUACUUUUGCCUGCACUCACCCAACCAAUGAUGAUCCUUGUGUUUUGGACCUUUGUAAACCGACUAAGGUGGCUAUAGCACCUAAAUCUGUUAAAAGGGCGAUUUAGUUGAGAGUAGUAGUGCUGGGAAUGUAUUAUUUACAUUGGAGAUCAAUCCGAAACCCUCGUGGGCUAUGACGUUAUUGAAUUUUAUAAUUGUUAUUGUAUUAAGUGAUAUUAAUAAGUGUUUAAUAAGCUCGAAAGAAGUAGAUAAAAAUGGGAGCAAUAAAAAUCAUUUAUACAUUCUAAAAA
Diachasmimorpha longicaudata is the source of this 3206-nucleotide messenger RNA. It is a transcript of the gene IntS4, whose product is annotated as integrator complex subunit 4. Lineage: Eukaryota; Metazoa; Arthropoda; Insecta; Hymenoptera; Braconidae. Gene Ontology annotation, cellular component: integrator complex. Gene Ontology annotation, biological process: snRNA processing. The coding region runs from base 264 to 3023 and encodes 919 amino acids. The record is from RefSeq and is a predicted model, not a curated record. The transcript has 2 exons.